Suncus etruscus (white-toothed pygmy shrew) is the source of this 704-nucleotide messenger RNA. RefSeq names its product ribosomal protein S8 (gene RPS8). The record is from RefSeq and is a predicted model, not a curated record. Gene Ontology annotation, molecular function: structural constituent of ribosome. NCBI's taxonomy places the organism in Eukaryota, Metazoa, Chordata, Mammalia, Eulipotyphla, Soricidae. The coding region runs from base 29 to 655 and encodes 208 amino acids. Gene Ontology annotation, cellular component: cytosolic small ribosomal subunit; ribosome. The transcript is spliced from 6 exons. Gene Ontology annotation, biological process: translation; maturation of SSU-rRNA from tricistronic rRNA transcript (SSU-rRNA, 5.8S rRNA, LSU-rRNA).
GUUUUCUCUUUCCAGCCGGCGUCCAGCCAUGGGCAUCUCCCGGGACAACUGGCACAAGCGCCGCAAGACCGGAGGCAAGAGAAAGCCCUACCAUAAGAAGCGGAAGUAUGAGCUGGGGCGCCCGGCCGCCAACACCAAGAUUGGCCCUCGCCGCAUUCACACUGUUCGAGUCCGGGGAGGCAACAAGAAGUACCGUGCUUUGAGGCUGGACGUGGGCAACUUCUCCUGGGGCUCAGAAUGUUGUACUCGGAAAACCAGGAUCAUUGAUGUUGUCUACAAUGCAUCCAAUAAUGAGCUGGUCCGUACCAAAACCCUGGUGAAGAACUGCAUCGUGCUCAUAGACAGCACACCAUACCGGCAGUGGUAUGAGUCCCACUACGCGCUGCCCCUUGGUCGCAAAAAGGGAGCUAAACUGACUCCUGAAGAGGAAGAAAUUUUAAACAAAAAGCGGUCAAAGAAAAUUCAGAAGAAAUAUGAGGAAAGGAAAAAGAAUGCCAAAAUCAGCAGUCUUCUGGAGGAACAGUUCCAGCAGGGAAAACUUCUUGCAUGCAUCGCUUCGAGACCAGGUCAGUGUGGCCGAGCAGAUGGCUAUGUUCUAGAGGGCAAGGAGCUGGAAUUCUAUCUGCGGAAAAUCAAGGCCCGAAAAGGCAAAUAAAUCCUCAUAUGCUCGUGUAAUAAAGGUCUAUUGUUCUAUGUCCUCUGUU